Molecule: messenger RNA, 2304 nt
Organism: Hemibagrus wyckioides
Lineage: Eukaryota; Metazoa; Chordata; Actinopteri; Siluriformes; Bagridae
Gene: foxred1
Product: FAD-dependent oxidoreductase domain containing 1
Exons: 11
Coding region: 60-1577 (505 amino acids)
Cellular component (GO): cytoplasm
Molecular function (GO): oxidoreductase activity
Source: RefSeq, a predicted model, not a curated record
CCUCUCAGCGUGAGAGUCAGUUGAAGAUCACGGCAGGAAGGAGUAGGUUAACUUCAGCGAUGUCCAGUUGGCAUAAAAUCCUGUUAAAUGGCCACAGUUACAAAGCGUUGGCUUUAGUAAACUCUAACCGCUGCAGCAGUGGAGUAAGAAGCAGUCGGAGUUUCAGUACAGGGAGACAUGUGCGGAAAGACAUCAUCUCGGAUCUUGAGGACCAGUUUAAAGCGUUCCGUGAGAAAGCAAAAGCGGCGAUGCCAGGCAGUGACUGGAGCCCAUUCGAGCUGACCCAAGGCCUUCCACCUGAACGUGCUGACAUCGUGAUCAUCGGAGGAGGCGUGAUUGGCUGGUCCAUCGCGUACUGGCUGAAGAGAAAACUGAUGUCUCAGGAUUCGUUGAGGGUGCUGUUGGUGGAGAAGGAUCCCACUUACAGCCAGUCCUCCACGGUGCUCUCUGCUGGAGGAAUUCGGCAGCAGUUCUCACUGAAGGAGAACAUCCAGCUCUCUCUGGCCUCCGCUAACUUCAUGAAGAAUAUUAACGAACAUCUUGGCGUGCUGAACGAAGAUCCCAUCGACCUGCAGUUUAAUCACUCAGGUUAUCUUUUCCUGGCCAGUGAAGCGUCGGCACACAUUAUGGAGGAGAACUACGCCAUUCAAAAAGAAUUCGGGGCUGAAGUCAGCCUGCUGUCACCCACACAGCUGAAGGAGAGAUUCCCCUGUUUGAACACCGAUGGCGUCGCUCUGGCUUCUCUUGGACUCGAGAACGAAGGCUGGUUCGACCCUUGGACCCUCCUGAAUGCCUUCAGACGCAAAGCCAUGUCUAUGGGAGUGUAUCAGUGCUUUGGAGAAGUCACAGGAUUUAGAUCUUGGACACAAAAUGCAGAAACCAUGGACGGAGACCUGCUGAACAUAAAAAGGAUCAAAUAUGUUAAUGUUCAGAUGCCUAACAGUUUGGAGUACCAGCCUGUGGAGUGUGCUGUGGUCAUAAACGCGGCCGGCGCCAGCUCGGGGAAAAUCGUCGACAUGCUAGGUGUCGGACAUGGCUUGAAAACCCAUGCGGAGGCCUUCCGGUUACCUGUAGAACCCAGAAAGAGGUACGUUUAUGUGGUGCAUUGUCCAGACGGGCCGGGCCUGGAGUGUCCGUUUCUGAUCGACUACUCGGGGGUUUACCUGCGGAGAGAAGGCCUUGGAGGAAAUUACAUCACAGGGAUGUCACCGGAGGAGAACGAGGAACCGGACUGCAGUAACCUGGAUGUGGACCAUGAGUUUUUCCAGGAGAAAGUCUGGCCUCUUCUGGCACAUCGACUUCCUGCUUUUGAAAGUCUGAAGGUGUCAGGAGCAUGGGCGGGGUUUUAUGACUACAACACGUUUGACCAGAACGGCAUCGUGGGUCUGCACCCACUGGUAAACAACAUGUACUUGGCAACAGGUUUCAGUGGACAUGGGCUGCAGCACUCUCCCGCCGUGGGCCGUGCUGUGGCUGAGCUCAUCCUGGAUGGGGACUUCAAGACCAUUGACCUGAGCGCCUUCGAUUUCAGACGCAUCCUCUGUCAGGAGCCCAUGCUGGAGAGGAACAUUGUGUGAGCAUGGAGGAGGCAUCAUUAAUGCUCUAAAACCGUUAACCUGAACCACUCAGGUUGACACGUCGUGGAAAAGAAAUGAAGGAAAUAAGAGGAGGCGCCGUGACAUAAGUGCUGUCUAAAGUGCAAACAGGAUAAUUACUCCUUACUCAUUCUCUGAAAUGCUCUUUACUGAAAAAAGUAUGCGUAAUUAUGCAGCAUUUCAUACAGCAUUUUGAAUUUUACAGGCAAAACUGAACUGAGAGGAACUUUUGAAUCAUGUCUUGUGUUUUUAAGUGUAAUUUACCCGUUUCUUAGAAGGGUACCAAUAAUUCUGAUAUUGACAUUAAUUGAUUUAAUUUCCAGUUUGUCUGCUGGAGAAUCAAACGUGGAUGUGUUUUAGCAUCGUAAUAAAAUUCAGAAAAUCUUGUAAAAUGCUGUGGCACAUUUCUGAGUGGAAGUUUACAGAAAUGGUCACUGUGUGUGUGUGUGUGUGUGAAAGAAAUAUACUGGGAGUAAACUGUACAUCAGGUGUUUCUCGUAUAAAGAUUUUCGUGCUACAACAAUCUUUACCACAAGGUGGCGACAAAGUAAAAAAAUGAUCCAUUAGGCUUUACGGGAAAAAUAGUUGAAAACUACAGAUUUCAAUUAUAAAAUUGUUGCUGGAAACAAUUUUUACUUUAUACAAAAAUGUGGCAAUAAUUUUAUUUAACAACACUAUUUAGGGCUUUUUUGACCAGGAAAAUAAACAU